Molecule: messenger RNA, 2746 nt
Organism: Xiphophorus maculatus (southern platyfish)
Lineage: Eukaryota; Metazoa; Chordata; Actinopteri; Cyprinodontiformes; Poeciliidae
Product: ribonucleoside-diphosphate reductase large subunit
Exons: 4
Coding region: 144-2528 (794 amino acids)
Biological process (GO): deoxyribonucleotide biosynthetic process; DNA replication
Cellular component (GO): ribonucleoside-diphosphate reductase complex
Molecular function (GO): ATP binding; ribonucleoside-diphosphate reductase activity, thioredoxin disulfide as acceptor
Source: RefSeq, a predicted model, not a curated record
CGUUAGCGGGAACUCGAGAAGUCUUUCGCGGUUCUGUUCUGCCAAGCUGAGGGUCCUGCGUCUCCCUGCGCACCGUGACACCGAGAAGAGGUUCUGCUUGUGUGUGCCGCUGACCCAGGAGACGGGAAACAUCACCUUUCACCAUGAUGUUCGUGGUCAAAAGAGAUGGGCGCCAGGAGCGCGUCAUGUUUGAUAAAAUCACCUCCCGCAUCCAGAAGCUUUGCUACGGCCUGAACCCGGACUUUGUGGAUCCGGCUCAGAUCACCAUGAAGGUGAUACAGGGCUUGUACAGCGGCGUCACCACCGUGGAGCUAGACACGCUAGCGGCGGAGAUCGCGGCCACCCUGACGACCAAACACCCCGACUACGCCAUCCUGGCCGCGAGGAUUGCCGUCUCCAACCUGCAUAAGGAGACCAAGAAGGUGUUCAGCGAGGUGAUGGAGGACCUGUUCGCCUAUGUCAACCCUCUGAACAAACGCCACUCUCCCAUGAUCUCCAAGCAGACGCUCGACAUCGUCAUGGAAAACAAGGACCGCCUCAACUCCUCCAUCAUUUACGACAGAGAUUUCUCCUACAACUUCUUCGGCUUCAAGACUCUGGAGCGUUCCUACCUGCUGAAGAUCAACGGGAAAGUGGCCGAGCGACCGCAGCACAUGCUCAUGAGGGUGUCGGUUGGGAUCCACGGGCGAGACAUCGACGCCGCCGUCGAGACCUACAACCUCCUGUCGGAGAAGUGGUUCACCCACGCCUCUCCGACCCUCUUCAACGCCGGGACCAACCGGCCGCAGCUGUCCAGUUGCUUCCUGCUCGCCAUGAAGGACGACAGCAUCGAAGGCAUCUACGACACCCUGAAGCAGUGCGCGCUCAUUUCCAAGUCCGCUGGCGGGAUCGGCGUGGCGGUGAGCUGCAUCCGAUCGACAGGAAGCUACAUCGCAGGCACCAACGGCAACUCCAACGGGUUGGUGCCGAUGCUGAGAGUUUACAACAACACCGCUCGGUACGUCGACCAGGGCGGCAACAAGAGACCCGGGGCCUUCGCCAUGUAUCUGGAGCCAUGGCACUUCGACGUGUUUGAGUUCCUGGAGCUGAAGAAGAACACAGGAAAGGAGGAGCAGAGAGCCAGAGACCUUUUCUACGCCUUGUGGAUCCCUGACCUGUUCAUGAAGAGAGUGGAGAGCAACCAGGACUGGUCCUUGAUGUGUCCCAGCGAAUGUCCUGGGCUGGACGAGUGCUGGGGAGAGGAGUUCGAGAAGCUCUACACCAAAUAUGAGAAGGAAGGGAGAGUGAAGAGGGUGGUGAAGGCGCAGCAGCUCUGGUACGCCAUCAUCGAGUCCCAGACCGAAACCGGGACCCCCUACAUGCUCUACAAGGACGCUUGCAACCGGAAGAGCAACCAGCAGAACCUGGGCACCAUCAAGUGCAGCAACCUCUGCACGGAGGUGGUGGAGUACACCAGCAAGGACGAGGUGGCCGUCUGCAACCUGGCCUCCAUCGCCCUCAACAUGUACGUCACGCCAGAGCGGACUUUCGACUUCAAGAAGCUGGCCUCCGUCACCAAGGUAAUCGUGAAAAACCUCAACAAGAUCAUCGACAUCAACUACUACCCGGUUCCUGAAGCGGAGACUUCCAACAAGCGCCACAGGCCGAUCGGGAUCGGCGUCCAGGGUCUGGCCGACGCCUUCAUCCUGAUGCGGCACCCGUUCGAAAGUCCCGAAGCUCAGCUGCUCAACAUCCAGAUCUUCGAGACCAUCUACCACGCCGCCCUGGAGGCCAGCUGCGAGCUCGCCGCAGAGCUCGGCCCCUACGAGACGUACGAGGGCUCGCCCGUCAGCAAGGGCAUCCUCCAGUACGACAUGUGGGAGAAGACGCCGACCGACCUUUGGGACUGGAAGCUGCUGAAGGAAAAGAUCAGCAAACACGGCGUGAGGAACAGCCUGCUGCUGGCGCCCAUGCCCACGGCGUCCACCGCCCAGAUCCUGGGCAACAACGAGUCCAUCGAGGCGUACACCAGCAACAUCUACACCCGCAGGGUGCUGUCCGGAGAGUUCCAGAUCGUCAACCCUCACCUCCUCAAGGAUCUGACGGAGCGCGGCCUGUGGAACGAGGAGAUGAAGAACAAGCUGAUCGCAAACAACGGAUCCAUCCAGGACAUCAGCGAGAUCCCAGAUGACCUGAAGCAGCUGUAUAAAACCGUUUGGGAAAUCUCCCAGAAGACCGUGCUGAAGAUGGCGGCAGACCGUGGAGCCUUCAUCGACCAGAGCCAGUCGCUGAACAUCCACAUCGCUGAGCCAAACUACGGAAAACUGACCAGCAUGCACUUCUUCGGCUGGAAGCAGGGUUUGAAGACGGGAAUGUACUACCUGAGGACGAAGCCCGCCGCCAACCCCAUCCAGUUCACCCUGAACAAGGAGAAGCUGAAGGAGGUGCAGCAGAGCAAGGCCUCCGAGCAGGAGAUCAAGGAGAGGAACAAGGCGGCCAUGGUUUGCUCUCUGGAGAACAGAGACGAGUGCCUCAUGUGUGGCUCUUAGAGCUCCGUCUGUCCUGUAAACAAACCUGCUGGGACUUGAGCAGCUGGAAAGAUCGUACUUGAUCAUUUGGGUUUCAAAUGAACUUGAGGUCAAUGACCUAGUCUUAACCCUUUAAACCUGACUAGAUUUCUCCAGUUCGUGUUAAGACCCUCUUAACACCUAGAGGGACUUAAGGUGUUAAUUUUGUUUUUUAUAAAAUAAAAAAAAAUUGCAACUGG